AUGGCAGCCGUCAUGGCAGCUGAAACUGAAGAACAAAGACAAGCUCGAUGUGAAGAAGAUCGAACACGACAUGCUGUUUCACGAGCAGCAGAAACUGCGGAACAGACAAGCAGUCGGCUUGCCGGUCAGCGGACACGACAAGCGGCUUCCAGGACUGUCGAAACUCCAGAAGAGCUGCGAGCUCGACGUGACCAAGAUCGAGCAUGGCAUGCUGCUUCAAGAGCAGCCGAGAGCCCAGGAGUACUGCAAGCCCGACGUGAUGCAGAUCGAUCACGGCAUGCUGUUUCAAGAGCAGCCGAGAGCCCAGAAGUACUGCAAGCCCAACGUGGUGCAGAUCGAUCACGGCAGGCUGUUUCACGAGCAGCAGAAACUUCGGAACAGAGACGAACUCGGAGUGAAGAUCAGCGCACAAGACAAGCAACUUCAAGGGCAGCACUAUGGACAUUUAUGGAAGGGGAAGCGUUCAAAUACGAUCCAACAAAAAGCUACGACAGUCAUCCGCAGCUGUUUAUUGGACGAAUGACUAAUGUUUGUUCACAUUGCGAGGCGUUAAAGUGGCCAGGAGAAGCACCAGGUAUGUGCUGCUCAGGUGGUAAGGUCAAGUUACCUCCACUUCGGCCUCUUCCUGAACCAUUGGAAUCACUAAUGUCAGGAAAAACGCCUGAAUCGACGCAUUUCCUGGAUAACAUUAGAAAGUACAAUUCCUGCUUUCAAAUGACAUCUUUUGGCACGUCAAAGAAGAUGGUUGACUCAGGCUUCAUGCCUACCUUCAGAGUUCAAGGUCAAGUGUACCAUCGUGUAGGAUCCCUGUUGCCACCUUCGAAUGAAGAACAAAAAUUUCUUCAAAUUUAUUUCAUGGGUGACGAUAGAAAAGAAGUACAACAACGUUGCAAAAAUAUGCCCGGCGUACGUGAGGAUAUUGUUAAGAAACUGCAACAAAUGGUUCAUGAGCACAAUCCUUAUGUGCAGUUUUUCAAGACUGCUCUUCAACGAAUGCCUUCGGAUCAAUUCAAGGUGGUUAUUCGAGCAGACAAGAAACCAGCUGGAGAGCAUGCACGACGCUUCAAUGCGCCGACGACAAAUGAGGUGGCGGCCGUCAUUGCUGGCAAUGGAUUUGACAAACGAGAUAUUGUCUUGGAGAAGCAAAACGGCCAGUUACAGAGUGUCUGAGACACACAGAUCUUAUGACGUCUUGCAAUACCCUCUUAUAUUUUGGGAAGGAGAAGAUGGUUAUGAUAUCUCUAUCGCACAGACUGAUCCCAAAACAGGAUUGGCUGUCGAUCGUAAGACAGUAUCGGCUAUGGACUUCUAUGCUUACAGAAUUAUGGUACGAUUUGGAGCUGUCAAUCAUAUCUUACGCUGUCGACAACUUUUCCAUCAGUUUGUGGUUGACAUGUACGCUAAGAUCGAAAGUGAACGAUUAUCUUAUCUACGUUAUCAUCAGAAAACACUGAGAGUGGAUGAAUACAUUCACCUGAGGGAUGCGAUAGCCAAUGAUGGAAAUGCAAGCAAUCUUGGCCAAUUAGUGAUUCUACCAUCUACUUUCACUGAAAGCCCACGUCACAUGCACGAGUAUACACAAGAUGCUAUGACCUACGUGAGAAACUAGGGAAGACCCGAUCUCUUUGUGACAUUCACCAGCAAUCCUAAGUGGGAAGAUAUCCAAGAAGAGCUGCUACCUGGUCAAGCUCCUUCCGAUCGUCAUGAUUUGUUAGCAAGAGUGUUUAGACAAAAGCUCAUAAAGCUGAUCAACAUUGUCACCAAAAGCCAUGUAUUCGGACCAACAAGAUGCUGGAUGUAUUCUAUUGAAUGGCAAAAGAGAGGGUUACCACAUGCACAUAUUUUGGUAUGGCUAAAGGACAAGAUUAAAUCGGAUCAAAUAGAUAGUGUCAUCAGUUCAGGACUACCUGAUCCUCAACGAGAUCCCCGCCUGUUUGAAAUAAUCAUCAAAACCAUGAUCCACGGUCCGUGUGGUGCUAUCAACCCGCAAUCUUCCUGUAUGGAAAAUAACAAGUGCACGAAGAGAUACCCAAGACAGUUCUUGCAGAAUACAGAAACCGGUGACGAUGGAUAUCCGUUAUACAGAAGAAGAAGUCCAGAAGAUGGUGAUAUCAAAGCCAAAAUCAAAAUGAGAAUUGGCAAUUCCAUCCAAGAAAUCGAAAUAGACAAUAAAUGGGUUGUACCAUAUUGCCCAUUGCUCAGUCGGCUCUUUCAAGCCCACAUUAAUGUGGAAUAUUGCAAUUCGGUGAAGUCAAUCAAAUACAUCUGCAAAUAUGUUAACAAGGGGAGUGA
Molecule: messenger RNA, 2292 nt
Organism: Rotaria sp. Silwood1
Lineage: Eukaryota; Metazoa; Rotifera; Eurotatoria; Philodinida; Philodinidae
Source: the annotation of a GenBank genome assembly